Saccostrea echinata is the source of this 1023-nucleotide messenger RNA. RefSeq names its product collagen alpha-1(XIV) chain-like. The coding region runs from base 1 to 1023 and encodes 340 amino acids. The transcript is spliced from 5 exons. Lineage: Eukaryota; Metazoa; Mollusca; Bivalvia; Ostreida; Ostreidae. The record is from RefSeq and is a predicted model, not a curated record.
AUGAAUCCUCCUUCCUUGGCUGUUCUAAAUCUUCACCUUCUGAUUUCCCUGGCAGUCGUCUGCUCCGGAACACUGAGAGAUGUUGUUUUUGUUCUGGACAAAUCAGGAAGUGUCCAGCAGGACGAUUUCGAUGAAGCAGUAGACUUUGUUUACAAUGUGACAAAAUGGCUGACUAUUGGACCGUCUAACAUCCAAGUGUCUGCAGUUACUUUUUCCACAAAUGUCCAGACAAACUUUGACUUGAGCGCCCACUCAACCAACACAAGUUUACUGGACGCUAUUUCUAAUUUGAAGUCUGUGUCCACAGGUGGGGGAACGUACACAUUUGACGCCCUCAACCACGUUAGGACAAAUGUCCUUACGUCUUCAGGAGGUGCUCGCUCGGGGGUUCCUAAAGCAGUGGUGGUGCUGACAGACGGAUUGUCCGCCAAUAGUCUUCUGACAAAAGAAAGGGCAGCGGAACUCCACGCCGACAAUGUGGAGGUGUACGCUAUUGGAAUUGGUAAUGCCGCGGCUUCUACAAACACUGAGUUAUCAGACAUUGCUAGCGAUCCCGACUCCGAGUAUCUACAAACCGUGGACAUGUUCCAGUACCUCUGUGCUCUAGUUCCAGAGCUUGUCCCAAAGUUAGACAACGAUACCCUGAAUUCGGAUUUUUUCCGCUGUCCCACCCCUGCUCCCACCACUCCAAGAACUUUAACGUUCCUAAAUAAAACCAGUGGCAGUGGAGAUUCCACGUCAACUGAUGGCGGCUCAUCAGCCGCAGGAGCUGUCGGAGGCGCGGUGGGCGCCGUGGCUGGAGUGGGAAUAGCGGCAGCGGCUGCAUACGGGGCCGUGCAGUACGCAAACUUACUGAGGAAUAAGGCCUUAACUGUGGAGUCCAUAGUAUCACAAUAUAAAGAAGCACCCCUUGGUCAGAGUAACUCCAAAUUCCGUCCUGUCGAAUUUCAGAACACUGAAACCUUCAAUAUUAACAGUUAUGAUGUUAUAAUACCCUCAGCACCACCUUUGACCACCGUAUAA